Puntigrus tetrazona (Sumatra barb) is the source of this 2823-nucleotide messenger RNA. RefSeq names its product cytosolic 5'-nucleotidase 1A-like. Gene Ontology annotation, molecular function: magnesium ion binding; nucleotide binding; 5'-nucleotidase activity. Bases 839 to 1996 code for a protein of 385 amino acids. Gene Ontology annotation, cellular component: cytoplasm; cytosol. The transcript has 6 exons. NCBI's taxonomy places the organism in Eukaryota, Metazoa, Chordata, Actinopteri, Cypriniformes, Cyprinidae. The record is from RefSeq and is a predicted model, not a curated record. Gene Ontology annotation, biological process: nucleotide metabolic process; adenosine metabolic process.
UUGAGUAAUUUUGUAUGAUUGUUUUAACACAAUUUUAAUGAUACUGAAUACAAAUGUAUAAGCAAAUGAAAACACAGCCUUAAGUAAAACAUCUGACAGUAUUUAGGUUAUAUUAAUAAUGAUAACACUUCAUUAGUUAAGGUUAGUUAACAUUAGUUAACAACUAUAACAUUAACUAAUAAUAAAAAAAAAUCAUUCAUUCUUUAAUAUUGUUUAAUGUCAAUUGCAACAUUUACUAAUGCAGUAAAUUAACAGUUGUGCUUGUUAAUGCACUCUGAAUGAACAAGAACUAAAAAUUAUCAUUCACUAACAUUGAGCCCGUAUUUGAGCGGACUCUGCUUUUGAGCUUUGUUAUUUGAGCGGACUUUGAGCGUUAGGCUACUAUACGAGCAGAUGCACGUUUAUUCAGCGUAGCGUCAAACCGCGGAAUGACACGGCGGGAGCGCCAUAUAUUAUAUGGCAUGUUUUUCUCUUUCGCCAUAUAUUAUAUGGCACGCAUUCCUGUGUUUAAUAGCUGUUCAGUACAACACCUGGAUUUAUUCAGAACUACAGUUUUAACCUAAACUGAACACUGCUCUCAGGACAACGGUAUUUAUUUAUUUGAUGUCACAUUUUAAAGGGGCACAUAGUUAGGCUAUUGCUCGCUAUAGUUAGCCUUCACAUUAUUUCUACAUAAUUAAAGCUCCAGAUCAAUGAUCAUGUAAUAUUUAGCUUAUUUUUAGCUUUUUUUGUACUAUUUAAAUGUACUGGAAAGAAGAAGAAAAAAAAAACAUGCAAAUCUACAAGUCCGACACUUGCCCGGGACUGGUGACGUCACGUGGUGGUUGUGGUGGCUUUGAUGCUGCUGAGAGAAAUAGACCUACAGAACACAAUUCUUCCUCCCUGCCACCGCAACAAUAUGAGCAAACCUGAAGGCACUGGGGGAGCUGGACAGUCCAACUCCGACAACAGCGAAGAAAGAGACUGGGCAGCUGUCAAAGCAUUAUUUGACAACGCGAAAACAACGAAGAAGCCCCGUCCGCCCAAACCCAGCAACGCCGUGACCAUUGCGGUGUCCUCGCGAACGCUGUUUAACAUGGUGAAGGAGAGGAAGGUGUUUGAAGAGGAGGGGCUGGAGAGGUACGUCGCGCACCAGCUGGAGCUCGAGGACCAGCCUUUCACCCCAGGGGUCUCGUUUCCUUUCGUGAAGGCCCUGAUGAAUGUAAAUGCUCGUUUGAGAGAACUAUACCCAGAUGACGAGGAGCUGUUUGAUAUUGUGCUGAUGACUAACAAUCACGCCCAGGUCGGAGUUCGCCUCAUCAACAGCAUCAAUUACUACGAUCUAACUAUAGAGAGAUUUUGCAUGACGGGUGGAGAGAGUCCAAUUGGCUACCUAAAGGCCUACAUGACUAACCUCUACUUGUCCAAAGAUUCAAAGAAGGUACAAGAAGCUAUUGAAGAAGGAAUAGCAGCUGCCACAAUGUUCGCAUGCGGCAGUGAAAAUGAGCUCAGUGACACACAGUUACGUGUAGCAUUCGAUGGAGAUGCGGUUUUGUUUUCAGACGAGUCUGAAAUUAUUGUUAAGGAACACGGAUUGGACACAUUCUUUAGGCAUGAGAAAGAGUUUGAGAACAAGCCUCUUGCUCAGGGCCCCCUUAAAGGUUUCCUGGAAGCACUGGGUAAACUCCAGCGCAAGUUCUAUGCAAAAAACCAACGAAUCAGUUGCCCUAUUCGCACUUACCUAGUCACAGCACGAAGUGCCGCCAGCGCUGGGGCCCGUGUUCUGAAGACCCUACGAAGCUGGGGGUUGGAGGUAGAUGAGGCCCUCUUUUUGGCUGGGGCUCCAAAGGGGCCUCUCUUACAAAAGAUCAGGCCUCACAUCUUCUUUGAUGAUCAGAUGUUCCACAUAGAAGGUGCCCAGGAGCUGGGUACAAUCGCUGCUCAUGUGCCCUAUGGGAUUGGACAGAAGUAUGAUAAGGGGAAACGCAUAGAUACAAGUGAUACUGAAAAAAAGUGAAAAGAUUUGGUGAUUAUCCAAUGCAACUGACCAAUACUUUAGGUACCUCAACACCUAUUCAGUGUCUUACAUUUAAUCUAUACAACAGCUGAAUGUUUACUAAUAUUAAUAAUGAGCAGGGACUUGGCAAGUUAUAGGUAACUGUAUUUAUUUAUUUGGUUGCAUAAGAGAAAGUUCUGAACCUUGAACUAUACAUAUAAUGGAUUAUAAAUUAAUUGCUGGAAAUAUAAAUACAAAGAAGCUACGGUGCUCAAAAUGUUCUGGUAUAUCAUGUACUGUACUAAUGUGUCAGCACUGUGAGGUUAAACUAUGUGCUGCAUCACUUUCUUUUUUUAAGGAGAAUAAUGUGAAAUUACAUGGAUUUAUCCAAUUUUAUACCUUGUUCAUUCUGAUUUUUAAGGUGUUUCUUCAAGUUUAAUUGAGAAUAUUUAAUUCUAUCUCAGGGAAACAUAUACUGCAACUGUCUGUAUUUUAUUAAGUCUUAUUAUUCAAAGAUUAAUUUUGCAAAUUUUAUCUACAUUUUGAUGUUUUGAACUUUUUUUACUGCUGUACUUAUAUAUUCAGACUCAAUCAUCAGCCAGUUUAAUUCACUGACCUAUGUUUGUUCACCACCAGUGUUUCUGACAGACCUUGCCACAAUAAUAAAAUGCUGAAAUAAGAGUAAGACUGUGAAGAAACAUAUAUAUUGUAAUUAGAAUGUGUUACCCCUGUGUGUUUACCAUAAGGUAUAUAUUCAUUUUAUUUAGUUCUGUCCACAAAACCAAAAUAUGUUGUUGACUGUCAAACACUGGAUUUAUUUGUGCUGAAAAAUUAAAUGUGUGAUCAUA